GAAACCCCAAGUCCAAGACAGCUGUUCAGGUGGUGGAGCGCACGGAAGCAAGGUGAUAAUCCUUGGUUCUGUGCGAAAUAUUAUCAAAAACAACGAUGUGACUCUAUGCGCAUCAUGGUACCCUUGGGCCGGUAUUGAGUAAUAUAUAUAGAGAGCCUCCUCGCCUUGGCGAUGCUGUGAAACGUUCUGUUCAUUGUGUCGUCACUUCAAUUGCUGAAUACUAUACUCGGAGGCUUGAAUAUCACUUAUUGCCCAUCAUGAGGAACUUCAUCAACGUUGCUGUUGCUGCUCUCGCAGCCAAUGGUGCUUCAGCCCAUUAUAUCUUCCAGCAACUCUCUCUUGAUGCUACCAAAUAUGGGCCAUUCGAGUACAUUCGACAGAACAGCAACUACAACUCUCCAGUUACGGAUUUGAAGUCGAAUGACCUGAGGUGCAAUGUCGGCGCAGAGGGAGCUAGCACGAAGACGGUAGAUGUGAAGGCCGGCGAGCAAUUCACUUUUACUCUCGAUACUCCGGUGUAUCACCAAGGCCCAAUCUCCCUUUACAUGUCGAAGGCCCCAGGUGCUGCGUCGGAAUACGAUGGCAGCGGUGAAUGGUUCAAAAUCAAGGACUUUGCCCCUGAUUUCUCAAGCGGACAAGCAGUAUGGGAUAUGUCCGGCUCCUACACAUACACCAUCCCCAGCUGCAUCGAGGAUGGCGAGUACCUCCUAAGAGUCCAGUCUCUGGCCAUCCACAACCCUUGGCCGUCGGGAAUCCCUCAGUUCUACAUCUCCUGUGCACAGGUCAAGGUCUCGGGUGGAAGCGGUAGCUACAACCCCGCGACUGUCUUAAUCCCUGGCGCAUUCAAGGACACCGACCCGGGAUACACUGUUAACAUCUACUCCAAUUUCAACAGCUACACUGUUCCUGGCCCCGCCCCCUUGACCUGCUAAAUCAUGUUCAUGCUAUUUGGGAUCGAUUUUAGGACUGUGGGAUGAGUUGAGAAUGAGUUAGAUUGGGGUUGCAUGAGAUUACGACAAGGCCC
Molecule: messenger RNA, 1024 nt
Organism: Annulohypoxylon maeteangense
Lineage: Eukaryota; Fungi; Ascomycota; Sordariomycetes; Xylariales; Hypoxylaceae
Product: glycoside hydrolase family 61 protein
Exons: 7
Coding region: 258-932 (224 amino acids)
Source: RefSeq, a predicted model, not a curated record